UGACGCCGGCGGUGGGAGGGUUGAGAAUCGACGCUUGCGUUGUGUCUGCGGGGCCGGAGCGCUGGGACAGAGUCAACGAGUCCGCAAUUAACAAGCGAGUGAAACUCACCGCCUGCUAUCUCACGCUCUCCACCCGCGAACCAGCGCCAAACCCGGGUAGGUGUUGAACAUGGUGGUGAUCAAGAAGAUUUGCUGCAUCGGUGCAGGAUAUGUUGGAGGUCCAACGUGCAGCGUCAUUGCGCAAAUGUGCAAGGACAUCGCCGUAACAGUGGUGGACGUGAAUGCCGAGCGAAUCAAAGCCUGGAACAGCGACCAGCUCCCGAUCUUUGAGCCAGGUCUUCAGGAAGUGGUGGAAAGCUGUCGAGGACAAAACCUCUUCUUCUCCACUGACAUAGACAAGGCCAUCAAAGAAGCUGAUCUCGUCUUUAUAUCGGUGAACACCCCCUCAAAGACCUUUGGCAUCGGCAAGGGGCGGGCAGCUGACCUGAAGUACAUCGAGGCUUGUGCCCGGAGGAUCGCAGAGGUGGGGAUUGGCAACAAGAUCGUGGUGGAGAAGAGCACUGUGCCAGUGAGGGCAGCCGAGAGCAUCCGCCGGAUAUUCAACGCCAACACCAAGUGCAACUUGAACCUUCAGGUGCUCUCCAACCCGGAGUUCUUGGCUGAAGGGACAGCGAUCAAUGAUCUCAAAAACCCCGACAGAGUUCUCAUCGGUGGAGACGAGACGGCAGAAGGUGGAAAGGCCAUUCAGGCCCUGAAAAGCAUCUACCAACGCUGGGUGCCGGAAAACAAGAUCAUCACCACCAACACUUGGUCAUCGGAGCUCUCCAAACUGGCUGCCAAUGCCUUCCUGGCCCAGCGGAUCAGCAGCAUUAACUCCAUCAGUGCCUUGUGUGAGGCGACGGGAGCGGAUGUGGAGGAGGUGGCUCACGCGAUCGGAACCGACCAAAGGAUCGGAAGCAAGUUCUUAAAAGCCAGCAUUGGUUUUGGGGGCAGCUGUUUUCAGAAGGAUGUUUUGAACCUGGUUUAUCUCUGCGAAGCUCUCAAUCUGCCAGAAGUGGCUCGAUAUUGGCAGCAGGUGAUCGAGAUUAAUGAUUAUCAGCGGAGGAGAUUUGCAGCUCGUGUGAUUGGCUGUCUUUUCAACACUGUUACUGAUAAGAAGAUUGGAUUGCUGGGGUUUGCCUUUAAGAAGAACACUGGUGAUACAAGCCACAAAUCUGAAUCUGGUGGGUGCCUGGAGAAUGCUGACAGGGGUAUUAGCAGGGAAUCUUCCAGUAUUUACGUCAGCAAGUACCUCAUGGAUGAAGGCGCUAAACUGCACAUCUUCGAUCCGAAGGUUAAAAAGGAACAAAUCAUUCAAGACUUGAGCCAAACAAACAUUUGCGAUGAUGAUCCGGACAGAGUGUCUCGGUUAGUCACCGUCGCCUUGGACCCUUAUGAGGCGUGCAAGAAUGCCCAUGCAAUUGUGAUCUGCACGGAAUGGGACAUGUUCAAGGAGCUCGACUAUGAAAAGAUCUACAAGGCGAUGCUGAAGCCAGCGUUUAUCUUCGACGGAAGACGUAUUUUGGAUGGUCUUCAUGAAAAACUCCAGCGCAUUGGUUUCCAGGUGGAAACCAUUGGAAAAAAGGUGGCUGAACUAAUUCCCUUCACUGCAAGUAAGGAGAUUUCAAGGAAUGAUUUGCAAGCCCCAGCAGCCAAGAAACUAAAGAUUUAAUGUCCUCUGUGGCAUUCUAUACACGCAAUAUGUUUUCUAUUAAAUAUUUACCAUGCAGCCAUUGUGCUUCGAACACUAAUUAUAAUGAAAUUAAAUACACUAGAGGUUAUAGGUAGAUUUUUUUUUUUAAUUCACCAAGGGCUUUGUCAACUGGGCUAGUCUUUUGAUUUGGAAGAUUUUUAUUCUCAAGAAAGGGGUAUGUACUGUAUAAACAUGGUCUGAUUCAUUAGAUCAAUUAUUAUAUUACCUGUCCGGACUUUUCAAUGAAUUGGGGAAGGAGGAAUAGAAGUUAGUCAAAGAGUCAUACAACGUGGAAACAGGCCCUUCGUCCCAACUUGCCCAUGCUGUCUACACUAGUCCCACCUGCCCACAUCUCUCCAAACCUUUCCUGUCCAUGUACCCGUCCAAAUGUCUUUUAAAUGUUGCUUUAGUACCCCUGCCACGACUACCUUCUCUGCCAGCUCGUUAUGUGUGCCCACCACCAUCUGUGUGGAAAAGUUGCCCCUCAGGUUCCUCUUAAAUCUUUUCCUUCUCCCCCGAGUCCCAAAUAAUGAUGCAAGGUCAUCUUUCAUUCUUCUAAAACUGUGGAGAGCAGGAUCGCAGUCCGCUUUCAUGGUGCUUGGGGAUCUCGUCAGGUCAGGCAGCAUCUCGGGAGGGAAAUGGACAGUCGACGUUUCGGGUCUGGACCCUUCUUCUGACUGUUCUCAAUCUUUCUCAGCAAGAUACAAGAUGGUAGAGCUGCAGCCUCGCAGCACCAGACAACGGAGGUCAAUCCUGACCUCUGGUGCUAUGUGUUUGCACGUUCACACUUUGACUGCGUGGGUUUCCUCCGGAUGCUCCGGUUUCCCCGACGCAUCCCAAAGACGUGCGGGUAUGUCGGUUAAUCGGCCCUCUGUAAGUGUGUAGGGAGUGGAUGCGACAGUGCGAUAACAUAGAACUAGUGUGUGAACAGAUGAUUGCUGUGGACUCGAUGGGCCGAAGGGCCCGUUUCCAUGCUGUAUCGUUCAAUCAAUCAAUUAGAUUGCAUUUUUUUUUUUUUAAGUGGUGUCGUGAGAAUUAGGGUUUCCUGGUCUCAUUAACAAUUCAAAAGACACAUUAAUUCACAUCAUGAUUCUUUGUUACCGAUUCAUGGGAAAAUGCCAAUACAAAUAUGAUGUGUAUGAAAUGGAAGUGAAAAUGGCUGUGAAACACAACGACAAUAUUUGUAAUGUUUUCUCUUAUUCUGGGCAUUAGUUGUUACUGAAAAUGUUUUAUGCAUAUUCCUGAAAUAUAACCACAUUUUUAAACAA
Leucoraja erinaceus (little skate) is the source of this 3000-nucleotide messenger RNA. RefSeq names its product UDP-glucose 6-dehydrogenase-like. Lineage: Eukaryota; Metazoa; Chordata; Chondrichthyes; Rajiformes; Rajidae. Gene Ontology annotation, biological process: glycosaminoglycan biosynthetic process. Gene Ontology annotation, cellular component: cytosol; nucleus. Gene Ontology annotation, molecular function: UDP-glucose 6-dehydrogenase activity; NAD binding. The coding region runs from base 170 to 1711 and encodes 513 amino acids. The record is from RefSeq and is a predicted model, not a curated record. The transcript is spliced from 13 exons.